Trematomus bernacchii (emerald rockcod) is the source of this 2188-nucleotide messenger RNA. It is a transcript of the gene sh3gl3a, whose product is annotated as SH3-domain GRB2-like 3a. The transcript is spliced from 10 exons. Gene Ontology annotation, cellular component: presynapse; glutamatergic synapse; cytoplasm. Gene Ontology annotation, molecular function: protein binding. Lineage: Eukaryota; Metazoa; Chordata; Actinopteri; Perciformes; Nototheniidae. Gene Ontology annotation, biological process: synaptic vesicle uncoating. The coding region runs from base 102 to 1196 and encodes 364 amino acids. The record is from RefSeq and is a predicted model, not a curated record.
GAGGACUCGCGGGCUCUUUCUUCAGCAGACAUUUCCCCGGGUUUAUUCGGGGCUUCACGGAACACUUCCUCUAGGAGGGACGCCUCACACGGCUGGGGAAGAUGUCUGUGGCCGGGCUGAAGAAGCAGUUCCACAAAGUCAGUCAGCUGCUCAGUGAGAAGAUCAGCGGGGCGGAGGGAACCAAGCUGCACCAGGACUUUGUGGAGAUGGAGAGGAAAAUAGAUGUGACCAACAAGUCCAUGUUUGACCUCUUGUCCAAAACAACAGAAUACCUGCAGCCUAACCCAGCGUCUCGAGCCAAACUGAACAUGCUGAACACCAUGUCUAAGAUCCGAGGGCAGGUGAAGAACACCGGGUACCCCCAGUCUGAGGGGCUGCUGGGAGACUGCAUGCUGCGCCACGGACAGGAUCUGGGAGAGGACUCCAUCUUUGGCUGCGCUCUGACCGAUAUGGGGGAGGCCAUGAGGCAGAUGGCCGAUGUGAAGGACUCCCUGGACAUAAGUGUCAAACAAAACUUUAUUGACCCCCUGCAGCAUCUACAGGACAAGGACCUGAAAGAGAUCACGCACCACCUGAAGAAGCUGGAGGGCCGCCGGUUAGACUUCGACUAUAAGAAGAAGCAUCAGGGGAAGAUCCCAGACGAGGAGAUCCGGCAGGCGGUGGAGAAGUUCGACGAGAGCAGAGAGCUGGCCGAAAGGAGCAUGUUCCACUUCCUGGAGAACGACGUGGAGCAGGUCAGUCAGCUGGCAGCUCUGAUGGAGGCGGCCCUGCAGUACCACAGGCGGUCGGAGGAGACCCUGCAGCAGCUCAGAGUGAGGCUGCAGGAGAGAAUAUCCACAGCCAGCAGCCGCAGCAGGAGGGAGUUCAGGUGUAGGUCGAUGAGGAGCAGCGUGGGGGUCAGCAGUCAGCAGGGCGGCCUGAAACCCACCGCUGACAUCACCUCUGUUCCACUGUCAUGGCCUGAGACCCCCACUACCAAUGGCUUUAUUCCCCAGUCGGAGCUGCUGGACCAGCCGUGCUGCCGCUCUCUCUACAGCUUUGAGCCGGAGAACCAGGGGGAGCUGGGCUUCAAGGAGGGCGACAUCAUCAUCCUCACCAACCAGAUAGACGAGAACUGGUAUGAGGGCAUGAUCCACGGCGAGUCAGGUUUUUUCCCCAUCAGCUACGUGGAGGUCCUUGUCCCCCUGCCUCAGUGAGGGCCCCCGUCCUCAGACUCAUACUAUCACAGCGGCCUCGGCCCUCAACAGGACUCGGGCCGAAGGAAACAGGACCAGCUCAACCAGAGCUGAAAAGAAGGGGUAGCAGUUUUAUCCCAACAUUGUGUUCUCUGUUUAUAUUUAUGAACCUGAAGUCAACUGAACCCUAAGACAUGAGCAGGACACGGCCUGGGUUUUGAUCUGACCGAGAGGUCUAGCAUCCUAUCAGUCCUCUCUGAUGACGCUGCUUCCCGUUGGUGCUGAUCAGAGUUUAUGUCGUGGCUGUGUGCCUCUCCUCUGCUGGAUCUCUCCUCUAGUUAAUGGUUGAGAUCGGUAACACGGUGACGGUGCUAAAAGAAGUCAGACGGGUCCCGAAACCAUUCACUUUGAAUGGGGUGACGUCACGCUUUGCUGAACUGCAUUGUGGUUCCGUCGCAUCGCUUUGCCUCCGUUGCUCGCUUCGAACGUUGAGAAAAGUUCAACUUUUCAAGCGUCGACGGAAGCGCCAGCCAAUCAAAUCAUAUGCCAGUACAAGCUCUAGCCAAUCAAACCGCGUGCUUGUGUGUCCGGGGCGGGAGAUUAAUGUGAUUGGUUGUUGGUCGCACGCCAGACACGCCCACCGGCAAGCUUCAACGCGACGCUGCCGUGUGGCCGUACCGUAAGACGGCUGAUGGGGCUUCACUAACCAAUAUGGGUCAUUCAGCCCAGAGUAGAAUACCUGCAUGUGUGAGGUGUGGCCUGUGGUGAUGAACCCAGAGAGUCAUCACCAAUCAUCCUCUGCAGUUCCCCUCUGCUCUAUAUAUAGAUAGAUACUUCAUUCCUUCUGGGGGGGGGCAUGUUUGCAUGUCACAGCAGCAGUACAUCUACCACAGGGUACACAUCUUAUUGCGAAGCUAUUCAGCAUUAAACGUCUUUCAGUUUUGCGAUUGUAGUAAUGUGUUAUUUAUUAUUUGCAUGUACAGCUCUUUGGCUCGACCAAAAAUCGUUUUAAA